GAAUCACAUGAAAAUGUAAACCAUAAAGUGUAUUUAGUUGUUGAAGCAAAAAGCAAAUGUUUGUAUUUGAUAUGCGAGGAAGCAAUAUAAAAAAAAACAAAGCAUUCUGGGUGAAGAAGCCGGUACGCCAUCUUUGAUUGAUCUGUUCUAGAAUAAGCUGUUUUCUGUCAAGAUGGAUGGAGAUAUGGACGUGAAACCAGAAAAAGAAAGGGAAAGGCACAGGUCUAGAUCUCGUGAGAGGGACAGGAAACGCUCCAGAAGCAAGGACAGAAGAAAGUCCCGAUCAAGGUCAAGAGACAGAGACAGGAAGAGAAAAUCCAGAAGUCGUUCAAGAGAUCGAAGCAGCAGGCAUACAAAACCUCCAAAGAAAAAGCCUUAUAAAUACUGGGAUAUACCUCCAGCUGGCUUUGAGCAUAUAACACCAAUGCAGUACAAGGCCAUGCAGUGUACGGAUGCGCUUACUGGCGCUGGUCAGAUUCCCCAGACUAUUAGUGUCCCCACAACAGCCUUGACACUGAACACUACAGUUCCAUUUGCUGGCAGUGCCAUAAGUAGGCAAGCAAGAAGAUUGUAUGUUGGGAAUAUACCAUUUGGUGUCACUGAGGAAGCAAUGAUGGACUUCUUCAACCAUCAGAUGAAGAUGACUGGUUUGGCACAAGCAGAUGGCAGUCCAGUGAUUGCAGUUCAGAUAAACCUGGAUAAGAAUUUUGCAUUUUUAGAGUUCCGUUCAGUAGAUGAGACCACACAAGCAAUGGCAUUUGAUGGGAUAAACUUUCAAGGCCAGUCACUGAAGAUCAGGCGGCCCAGGGAUUACCAGCCAUUACCAGGAAUGUCAGAAACGCCCUCAAUGGCAGUGCCAGGUGUUGUAUCAACAGUUGUACAGGAUUCCCCACACAAAAUAUUCAUAGGAGGACUACCCAACUAUUUAAAUGAAGACCAGGUUAAGGAGCUUCUGAUGUCUUUUGGACCCUUGAAAGCAUUCAACUUGGUCAAAGACAGUGCUACAGGACUUUCAAAGGGAUAUGCUUUCUGUGAAUAUCUGGAUCCUAAUAUCACUGACCAGGCCUGUGCAGGUUUAAAUGGCAUGCAACUUGGUGAUAAGAAAUUAAUUGUCCAGAGAGCAAGUGUAGGAGCCAAAAAUGCUCAGAACCAGGCCCCGGUACCCAUCCAGGUUCCAGGGUUGAACUUGAACCAGGGCUCAGGACCUCCCACAGAAGUGCUCUGCCUCAUGAACAUGGUGGUCCCAGAAGAACUGGAGGAUGAAGAGGAGUAUGAAGAAAUUUUGGAAGAUGUCCGCGAGGAAUGUGGCAAAUAUGGUAUUGUUAGAAGUAUGGAAAUACCUCGCCCUAUCAAAGGUGUUGAUGUGCCCGGGUGUGGCAAGAUAUUUGUGGAGUUCAACUCCGUCAUAGACUGUCAGAAGGCACAGCAGGCCCUUACGGGACGAAAGUUUGCCAACAGAGUUGUUGUCACCUCAUACUACGACCCAGAUCAGUACCACAGGAGAGAAUUUUAACUCUUGAUCUACAAUUUACAGUGCACUGUUCUGCUUAUAUUUACAUAGGAAUUCCAGCCUAGGAAAAUGAACUCAAAUCUUCAUCAUGCGAAGCUGUUGUAAACGUAGUUUUCUACACAAAGGAUAUUUUUGAAGUUGGGGAAUCCAGAAUGGAUCACAUGAAGGUUUUAGGGUUAGAAAGUUAAUAUCAGACCUUGUGCAGAUCUGUCACCAACUUCUGACUCGUUGUUACAUGGGACAAAUUUCGGACAAAAUGUUAUUUGUAGAGGCAGUAUCAUUCCUUCGUUUAUGCAUGUUAAAUACUGCGCCCUUUUAAAGUGCACUUUUAGUCCAUUGUCAGUCAUCUUUACCAUUCAGAAUGUUCACUCUGGCAUUAUGUAUAUUGUUUUAUAAUCAUUGUAUUAAAUAAAAUAUAUUGGAAUUAGAA
Messenger RNA from Lingula anatina, 1940 nucleotides. RefSeq names its product splicing factor U2AF 50 kDa subunit. Gene Ontology annotation, biological process: mRNA processing. Lineage: Eukaryota; Metazoa; Brachiopoda; Lingulata; Lingulida; Lingulidae. Gene Ontology annotation, cellular component: nucleus. The record is from RefSeq and is a predicted model, not a curated record. Gene Ontology annotation, molecular function: RNA binding.